AUGAGCAUUGAUAGCACCUUGGUCUACACCGAGUGCGGAAGAAAGACUGGGGUGCGAAAAACUCUUGCCGCUGCCGCUGCUGCUACCACCACCACCACCACCUCCUCCUCCUCCUCCUCCUCCUCCUCCAUCAUCAUCAUCAUCAUCGUCAUCAUCACAAUCACCAUGAGGUAUCGAAAGACCUCCGGCGAGCUACCAACAAUGCCAGCCUCAUCGAACUUGCUAUCGCUGUUGCUCAACGGAACUGGCGUGCUCCCUCGUCCUUACGAUGAAGGCUCUGUGAGUCAUUGUGGAGUUACUGGAUAUAUUGCUCGCCCCUCAGUGUAUCCCAACGACUCAGGUGAGGUAUUGAGGAACCUCCGGCGAGCUGCCAACAAUGCAAGCCUCAUCGAGCUUGCCAUCGCUGUCGCCCAACCUGAGCCGACGUGUCCCUCUAUCCUGGCAAUUGUCAAUGCGCAAGGACUGCUCAAGGCCUUGUUGCAAAGCCACUGGAGUUCUUUGGCCGCUUAA
Molecule: messenger RNA, 510 nt
Organism: Aspergillus brunneoviolaceus CBS 621.78
Lineage: Eukaryota; Fungi; Ascomycota; Eurotiomycetes; Eurotiales; Aspergillaceae
Exons: 5
Coding region: 1-510 (169 amino acids)
Source: RefSeq, a predicted model, not a curated record